GCCCGAUCAACUAGACUAGAGAAGCUUUCGCGCGCUCUUUGCUUCGGCAGCAGCAACAGUAGGACGGGCUACUGCGCGCGCAAAAGACCCCGACUGGCGGGUACCCGUUUCCACCGUGUGCGCCUCUCGACAGGCAGAGAGGUUUUGCGGGCGCGCGCUGCCGGGAGUUUCAUGUCAUUAGAUGGGGCUGAGGCGGAGCGGCGGCGUCCACUGAAGAGAAGGAGGCUGUGGGUGCGCGUGCGAGCGAAAGGAGAGGCGAGGCCAGCCAGCAAGCCCAGCGGGCCAACCCACCGGUAACUGCCGGGAUCUAUCCAUGGAGCUCUCUUUUUGCUUUCUCCUGUAGAGCAUGCCCUGGGUGGAAUAUCUGAGAGAUUGAUGAUCCCAGCACUGAUCACCAGGAGUCAUUGUAUGUUUAUUCUGUUCUCUAGGCCUGUUUCUUAACAUCUGGGGAGAAAUUUAUUUUUGAUGGUCUCAAGAUGGUAAACAUAUCCAACACAUCUUUCUCCUCAUAUUUUCCGCUCAACAACAACCUUGUGAGCAAUGCAGCAAGUUUUGGAUAAUCUUACUGAUUUGCCCUCAUCAUCAGGAGCUGAAGAAAUAGACCUUAUUUUCUUGAAAGGAAUUAUGGAGAAUCCUAUUGUAAAAUCACUUGCUAAGGCUCAUGAACGAUUAGAGGAUUCUAAACUUGAGGCUGUGAGUGAUAACAAUCUGGAGCUGGUCAAUGAGAUUCUUGAAGACAUCAGUCCAUUAAUAAAUAAAGAUGAAAAUAUUGCUGAAUUAGUUGGUAUACUAAAGGAACCACACUUUCUGUCACUCUUAGAAGCUCAUGAUAUUGUGGCAUCAAAGUGUUAUGAAUCUCCUCCCUCUAGUCCAGAAAUAAAUAAUGCUUCGGUGAACAAUCAGAUAGUACCAGUAGAUGCUAUUCGUAUACUUGGCAUUCAUAAAAGAGCAGGGGAGCCUUUGGGUGUGACAUUUAGGGUGGAGAAUAAUGACCUGGUGAUUGCAAGAAUCCUUCAUGGAGGAAUGAUAGACCGACAAGGUCUCCUACAUGUAGGUGAUAUCAUUAAAGAGGUUAAUGGUCAUGAAGUUGGAAACAAUCCAAAAGAAUUGCAAGAACUCCUGAAGAGUAUUAGUGGUAGUGUCACUCUGAAGAUUCUUCCUAGCUACAAAGAUAAUAUUGUUCCCCAACAGGUUAGUAGUACUAUCCUUGAUUUGAAGCUAUAUAGUGAUGUUACUUUGUUUCCUUUCCUAGGACUAAUCAAAUAUGUUAAUUAACUUAGCUAUAGUCAU
This is a messenger RNA of Ahaetulla prasina, 1290 nucleotides long. Its product is annotated as protein PALS2-like. The transcript has 7 exons. Gene Ontology annotation, cellular component: plasma membrane; cell-cell junction. NCBI's taxonomy places the organism in Eukaryota, Metazoa, Chordata, Lepidosauria, Squamata, Colubridae. The record is from RefSeq and is a predicted model, not a curated record. Gene Ontology annotation, molecular function: protein binding. Bases 541 to 1275 code for a protein of 244 amino acids.